AUUUGUUAUAUGUUGAGUUUUAUUUGUAAAUAUGAUGAAAUAUCCUACAUCGCCCGCACCAUCACCGACUUUUCCUCGGAGUACAUCACCUCUGCCAGCACCAGCCAACUACCAGCCGACGACAGCCAGCGCAGCAGUUAAGCGCUACAAAUACCUGAGGCGGUUGUUUAAAUUCAACCAAAUGGACUUUGAAUUUGCUGCCUGGCAAAUGAUAUAUCUUUUUGUAGCACCCCAGAAAGUGUUCAGAAACUUUAAUUAUAGGAAACAUACAAAAUCACAAUUUGCACGAGAUGAUCCUGCAUUUCUAGUCCUUUUGAGUGUAUGGCUCUUUUUGUCAUCAAUCUGUUUUGCCCUAGUGAUGGGUUUAAAUUGGGGCCAGGUGGCAAGUUUCGUCCUGUUUGUAGUCUUUGUGGACUUCAUUGGAGCUGGCAUUAUUGUUUCUACAUUCUUUUGGUACAUAAGCAACAAGUACAUGUCCGAGGGCGAGGGUGAAGUGGAGUGGGGAUACGCUUUCGACGUUCACAUCAACGCCUUCUUUCCGCCUUUGUCUUUGUUGCACUGCAUACAGAUACUGCUGUUCUACAGUGUGAUAAACGAAAGAGGGUUCCUAUCGUGUAUGGUGUCGAAUUCCUUCUGGCUCGCCUCAGUCGUGUAUUACAUGUACAUUACGUUCCUAGGAUAUAGCAAUUUGCCGAUGAUUAAGAACGCCAGAGCAUUCCUGUUCCCGUUGCCAAUACUUGUACUUGUUUACUUCGGAACAUUAAUUGCUAACUGGAAUCUUAACCUAACGCUAAUACAGUUCUAUAAGUAUCGAGUUUUUUAGCGUUAUCGAUUAUUAAUUUUUCAUAAGUAUUAAUUAUAAAAUAGUAUGCUAUAAUAUAUGUAUAUUCAAAAAAUUCAUAGACUUUUUUUUAUAUUGUAAGCCAUAUCAUUUCAGUGACGUGUUAUAUUCAUCUGAACAAAUUGUUUAUCACAUUCAUUUAUUUAUUAUCAACAUUGUAUUUAUAUAGUU
Messenger RNA from Melitaea cinxia (Glanville fritillary), 1012 nucleotides. RefSeq names its product protein unc-50 homolog (gene Unc50). Lineage: Eukaryota; Metazoa; Arthropoda; Insecta; Lepidoptera; Nymphalidae. Bases 32 to 823 code for a protein of 263 amino acids. The transcript has 6 exons. The record is from RefSeq and is a predicted model, not a curated record. Gene Ontology annotation, cellular component: Golgi membrane.